UUAUUGGCCGAGUUUCAGUGCAUAUCACUUCGUUUUGCUCUAGCCUCAUGUUAAGCAAUGAACUCGGUAAAGUGUAAAUUGGAAUUGCUAUUUGCAUGACAUAAAGAAAAUGAAAAAUUGCUGAAGAAAAUUAAACAACAGGAAUUCUGCAGAUGCUGGAAAUUCAAGCAACAUACAUCAAAGUUGCUGGUGAACGCAGCAGGCCAAGCAGCAUCUAUAGGAAGAGGCGCAGUCGACGUUUCAGGCCGAGACCCUUCGUCAGGACUAACUGAAGGAAGAAAAAAGCAUUAUGGCUAUCGCUGGGUUCCAACGGAUGAAGCAAUGAAGAUGUUUUAACACAAAAAUGACUACAAUAUGCACAGCAUUCGUCCUCCUAUUAUGAAUGGCCCCAUGCAUCCACGCCCCCUGGUGGCACUGCUGGACGGCCGGGAUUGCACCGUAGAAAUGCCUAUUCUGAAAGAUGUAGCAACUGUGGCUUUCUGUGAUGCACAGUCCACACAGGAGAUUCAUGAAAAGGUACUAAACGAAGCAGUGGGUGCGCUGAUGUAUCACACGAUCACUUUAACGAGAGAAGAUCUGGAAAAAUUCAAAGCACUUCGAAUAAUUGUCAGAAUUGGCAGUGGUUUUGAUAACAUUGACAUAAAAUCAGCUGGAGAUUUAGGUAUAGCUGUAUGUAAUGUCCCAGCAGCCUCAGUAGAGGAGACGGCAGACUCCACAAUGUGUCAUAUUUUGAACCUAUACAGACGGACUACCUGGCUUCACCAAGCUCUGCGGGAAGGCACAAGGGUUCAGAGUGUUGAACAAAUACGAGACAUAGCUUCAGGAGCUGCCAGGAUUCGAGGAGAAACCCUUGGAAUUAUUGGGCUUGGUCGAGUGGGCCAAGCAUUAGCAUUGAGAGCAAAAGCGUUUGGUUUUAACGUAAUUUUCUAUGACCCAUACCUCUCAGAUGGUAUUGAACGUGCGUUGGGUCUCCAGCGAGUAAAUACUUUACAGGAUCUCCUAUUUCACAGUGACUGUGUGUCCCUCCAUUGUAGCCUGAAUGAACACAACCACCAUCUUAUCAAUGAUUUCACUAUCAAACAGAUGAGGCAGGGAGCGUUUCUGGUGAAUGCUGCCCGGGGCGGGCUUGUCGAUGAGAAAGCGCUGGCUCAGGCUUUAAAAGAAGGAAGAAUACGAGGAGCAGCACUGGAUGUACAUGAAUCAGAGCCAUUUAGUUUUAGCCAAGGUCCUUUAAAAGAUGCUCCUAACCUAAUCUGCACGCCGCACGCUGCCUGGUACAGUGAACAGGCCUCAAUUGAGAUGAGAGAAGAAGCUGCCCGAGAAAUCCGGCGAGCUAUAACAGGACGCAUACCAGACAGCCUGAAAAACUGUAUUAAUAAGGAUUACUUAACUGCAGCUACUCACUGGGCUGGAAUGGACCCUGCAGUCGUUCACCCAGAACUAAAUGGUGCUGCUUACAGGUAUCCACCAGGAGUUGUCGGAGUGGCUCCCCCUGGACUGCCACCACCAGUAGAAGGAAUAGCGCCCAGCGCUGUGCAGUUAUCGCACAGCCUCUCCACAGUCACCCACCCACCACAUGCCCCUUCCCCAGGGCAAACAGUCAAACCAGAGGCUGACAGAGAUCACACGGGUGACCAAUUGUAGCCAGGUGGACCGCAUUCCUGACCCAAGAUCUUCACCAUAAGAGAAGUUCAUAAAAUACCUGCUAUGGUGAACAAUGGACUAUGGAAAUAACCAAGCUUAGAAACUGGUCCAACUUCAAAUAAAGAUGUGGGAGAGAAGAAGAAAUUUGGUUAAUUUGUUCCUCCGUUAAAUUGUAGCUUGUCCCUGUCCAUUGGACUGAUUAACUGUUUCUAUGUCAUAUGGAUUCCCUGUGAGCAAGAAAAGUUCUAGUAGUUAAUUCUAUCAUGAAUGUACUAUGUCUGUGUACAGUUUUAGAACUUAAGGGUUUGUUCGCUUAGCUGUGAAACAGAAACCAAGAGAGAUAUUCAGUAAAACUGAUUUUUUGAAAAUAAAACAAUCUUUCUUUUAUACAUUAAAUUCACGCCCAAAAAGAGGCAGUUUUCAGACGUCUCAGGAAACUAAGGUAAAUUCCCACUUAUUUUGUGUUAUAUGCCAUGCAGUGCAUUGUUUUGUAACUGCUUAUCUUUUUUUAGUAUCAACUAAUAAAAUCGACACUCUUUUAAAUUCAUUUUCUUUUUGGCAUGAAUUCCCAUCACUUUCCUGGGGGCUGAGGAAAAUGUUGCAAAGAGAUUUUUUAAAGAAAUUUCAUACAAAGCAGCACCAUGCUUACUGUCACCAGUUUAAAUGUAUAUCAUUGGUGGUAUGCGUACAGGCACUAGACUACUGGAAAGUAGCAGCAUUUCUUUGCCUACAUCGAUUCCUGUUAAUGUGGUAGGCUAGCAAUAUUUUGGUUGAAAUAAUCAUGUUUUGUGACUGUAACCAUUUGUAUGAAUUAUUUUAAAGAAAUAAAGCAAAAAGACAAUGUCUGUUACUUAU
This is a messenger RNA of Mobula hypostoma (lesser devil ray), 2499 nucleotides long. It is a transcript of the gene ctbp1, whose product is annotated as C-terminal binding protein 1. Gene Ontology annotation, cellular component: nucleus. Gene Ontology annotation, biological process: regulation of transcription by RNA polymerase II. Gene Ontology annotation, molecular function: oxidoreductase activity, acting on the CH-OH group of donors, NAD or NADP as acceptor; DNA-binding transcription factor binding; transcription coactivator activity. Lineage: Eukaryota; Metazoa; Chordata; Chondrichthyes; Myliobatiformes; Myliobatidae. Bases 355 to 1644 code for a protein of 429 amino acids. The record is from RefSeq and is a predicted model, not a curated record. The transcript is spliced from 10 exons.